CCGUAUAUUCCAUUCCUAUGAUCCGUACCGACAGAGCAGCUUCGCGCUUAGACAAUUGAGCUUGCGCCUGACGACAUUUAUGAGCUGACUUUGCUACACCCCAUGAGAUAGUCGGCCCAACAUCUAGUCACAUGAUAGACGCAAACAGUGCAUAAUCCCCAUCAACCGUUUUUGGCUCGACGUUAUAGAAACGGCAGUCACAUGACCCAAGAGACCAAGAGCGGCAAGGACGCUAGUCCAUAUUCGCUAGCCCACAUGCCAACCAGAAGCUUGGGCCGUUGGAAGUUCGGAGGAAUCCAUGCAAGCCAUGAAAUGAACGAAUCCUGGUAUGCACUUGAAGUCUAAAAGGUUAUAACAAGCUUGACAAUGCCAGCCAAAGGCAAGGCGAGCGCAAAGCCCAAAGAGCCUGAGGCAAAACCACAGCCCGUCCCUCCACAAGCCCCACCAUCGACCGUCAACGAGCGCACCCAGCAGCGCCACGCCGAAUCCGGACCUCACGAUACCGUUCGUGCCAAAGUCGGUCUCAGCGGCCUCUCUGGUGCGGAGAAGAACGCCUGGAUCAGCAGCCGCUUCGCCCGCUCGGCACCGGCGCGCAACCAGCUCGGCACCAAGGCCCAGCGCGACCUGUGGCGGCAUGUCAACGAGGCCAGCCUACCGCUAAGGACACUCAAGACCAGGUGUAAUAGCGACGGAAGUGGAGGCGGCGGUGUCAGUCGGCACCACAACUGGGGGAAGGACAAGUCGGGGCGGGACGUGGGCGAGUAUAGUAUCGAGAGGUUCGAGGCGCGGGCGGCCAGGCAGAUUGCACUCACGGCGCUGAGGGUGUCGAGCCGGGCGUUCGAGGAGAAAAGAGACAGGGCGAGACGGGGCAUCGUCGACGCGCUGACGGACGAGCCCGUCGUGCUGUGCGAGAACGAGGUCGAGGAGGAGAAGAAGAGGAGAGCGCAAAUGGCGGCGCUUCGGGAAGAACUAUACGGCGAUAGGACUGGCUCGUACGCCCUGGAUCCUGAGUGGGAUGAUGUCGAGCCCAUCCCCCAUACCGAGCCCGAGGGUGCUCUGGCGGCUAUUGCGUACCCGGAGGACUACGCCGAAGGUAAGAAGGGGUCUUCCUAUUCUCAAGCCCCAUUGUCACUGGGGUGGUUUCAGGAACUGACUGGAAUAGCUAUAUCGUACCUUCGGGCCGUAAUGCUAAAGAAGGAGUACUCACCUCGCUGCCUUCGGCUCACGGCUCAUGUUAUUUCCCAGAACCCGGCUCACUAUACGGUAUGGCUCUACCGAGCAUCCAUCAUAUUCGCCCUGCAGCUUCCCAUCCCCGACGAGAUCCAGUGGCUCGACCAGGUGGCCCUGGAGAACCUCAAGAACUACCAGAUCUGGCACCACAGACAUCUGCUCAUCGACAGCUAUUACCCGGAAAUCGCCUCAUCGCCCGAAGAGUUAGCGAAGCUGGCCAAGUCUGAGACGGCGUUCCUCGGCAUCAUGCUCGCCGAAGACACCAAGAACUAUCACGUCUGGUCCUACCGCUCCUACCUGAUCCGCAAGCUGGGCAUGUGGACGGCCGACGAGCUGCGGUCGAUCGAGACCAUGAUCGACGACGACGUGCGCAACAACUCGGCCUGGUCGCACCGCUUCUUCGUCGUCUUCUCCGACCCGGCCCACUCGACGCCCGGGUCGGCCGCCACCGACCCCGACCCGGCCGUGCCCGCCGAGACGGUCGACCGCGAGAUCCGCUACGCCGAGGACAAGAUCUACCUAGCGCCCCAGAACCAGAGCCCCUGGAACUACCUGCGGGGCGUGCUGGCCAAGGGGGGCCGGGACCUGGCCUCGGUGGAGGGCUUCGUGCGGCAGUUUGUCAGGAACCUCGGCGACGUCGAGACCGAGCUCGUGAGGAGCUCCCACGCUUUGGAUCUGCUGGCGGAGAUCUGCGCCGAGAAGGGGGACAGGGCCGAGGCGGAGGUGUGCCUCUCCAGACUCGCCGAGAAGUGGGAUCGCAUUCGGGCAGGGUAUUGGGAGUGGAGGAGGCAGAUGCUGCCCGAGGAGAAAUCGUAACUUGGGGCACGGAGUGGGGUUACCUUGCUACCUACUUUGCAUUGCAUUGCGAAAUUGAAAAGUUGGAGGGCGGGGGGGAAGGAAGUUGGUAGUAUAUCGAUAGAAACGUCAUGACUACCAGUCAGUUCAUCAAACUUGGUCAGUCUCGUCUACGUUGAUUGGCUGGAAGUCCAGC
Phialemonium atrogriseum is the source of this 2221-nucleotide messenger RNA. RefSeq names its product CAAX geranylgeranyltransferase alpha subunit. The coding region runs from base 367 to 2046 and encodes 559 amino acids. Gene Ontology annotation, molecular function: CAAX-protein geranylgeranyltransferase activity; protein farnesyltransferase activity. Gene Ontology annotation, cellular component: CAAX-protein geranylgeranyltransferase complex; cytoplasm; protein farnesyltransferase complex. The record is from RefSeq and is a predicted model, not a curated record. Gene Ontology annotation, biological process: protein geranylgeranylation; protein farnesylation. The transcript is spliced from 2 exons. NCBI's taxonomy places the organism in Eukaryota, Fungi, Ascomycota, Sordariomycetes, Cephalothecales, Cephalothecaceae.